Messenger RNA from Stegastes partitus (bicolor damselfish), 524 nucleotides. RefSeq names its product receptor-type tyrosine-protein phosphatase C-like. NCBI's taxonomy places the organism in Eukaryota, Metazoa, Chordata, Actinopteri, Pomacentridae. The record is from RefSeq and is a predicted model, not a curated record. The transcript is spliced from 8 exons. Gene Ontology annotation, molecular function: protein binding. Bases 1 to 501 code for a protein of 166 amino acids.
AUGGUCAGCGGUGGAGAGAUGCGUGCUGCUGGAAAACCAGAUAAUAUCACCAGUGUCAGCGUGAGUCUUCUGGAGAAUAAUGUGAUCAGAGCAACCUGUGAGGGACCCAAGAAUGUCUUUGGACGUAAGAGGAGAUACAGAGCAUAUCUUCGUAAUACAGAUGUCAAACUACCUUUGAACGACAACUGUGACUUUGAAUUCAGGGACCUGAGCUACUCUACGAGCUACACAGUGGUGGUGAUUGUUUUCAAUGAAGCGUUUGAGAGCAAUCCCACGACUGGACAAAUUUCCACUAAGUAUAACGACAAAGCUCUCAUUGGUUUUCUGUGCUUCCUCAUCAUCAUCAUCGUAUCUGUUGGGCUGUUCAUGGUGAUCUAUAAGUUCUACGUUAGGAGGAACAGAAAGUCCAGAAGUGGAGUGAAUGACGAUAUGAUGCUUGAAGCAAACGCAAUCUAUAUGAAUGCACGACCUCCUGGAUGGCGUCAUAAAGCAGCUCGCUGAUGAAGGAAGGCCUGAUGGAGCUG